ACCCCUCUGCAGCCACCCAUGGGCAAUCUUCCGCGAGACAGAGUCAAUCCAGCGCGACCUUUCUUGCACACUGGAGUGGACUACGCCGGGCCCAUUUCCAUUCGAACCAGCAAAGGACGAGGCCAGCGAGCUCACAAAGCCUUUAUCGCCAUCUUUGUUUGUCUAAGCUCCAAAGCCGUGCACAUUGAGGUGGUGUCAGAUUACACAGCCGACGUCUUCCUGGCAGCACUUCAAAGAUUUACCUCACGGCGGGACUUGUGCACCGACCUUUACUCCGACUGUGGCACUAAUUUUAUUGGCGCAGACAAGCAGCUCAGGGACUUCUUUCGCGCCUCGUCCUCAGCCAGCAUCAACAUUGCCAACGCCACUUCUAAUGACAACAUUCGAUGGCACUUCAACCCACUGUCUGCGCCGCACUUCGGUGGCCUCUGGGAAGCUGCGGUGAAAUCAACCAAGCACCACAUGCGGCGUGUCAUCGGCGACUCGACACUCACCUACGAGAAAAUGAGCACAUUUCUUACGCAAGUGGAGGCGUGCUUAAACUCCAGGCAACUACAACCACUCUCCGAUGACCCCGACGACGUAUCCGCACUCACUCCAGGUCACUUACUGAUCGGCGGUCCGCUCAUCUCCAUCCCGGAACCUUCACUUACCAGGACAGUCGAAUCUUCCCUGUCUCGCUGGCAGCACCUGCAAAAGAUGCGUGAUCACUUUUGGCAGCGGUGGUCACGCGAAUAUCUACACGCCCUUGCAAUUUGUCCUAAGUGGCACAAGUCCGAUCAUACCCUGCAAUUAGGAUCACUGUGCCUCAUCCGAUCAGAGACAACUUCACCAAGCCGAUGGCCUUUAGCCCGCGUCACAAGCCUCCACCCCGGUGAGGACGGCGUCACGCGAGUAGCGACCGUCAAGACAGCAUCGUCAGAGCUCCUACGGCCUCUCGUCAAGUUGGUUUUGCUGCCGGUGGACAACGUCGACGCUUGGACAACCUAAACCUGUUAACCAUGAAAUGGCAUCCUCGUAGCUUACCGUGUACGCGCCUUCGCGUUUCCGCUCUCUCCAUAUCACUCCUCUUUUCGUGCACCUGAACCACCACGUGUCACCAACGUCUUUCAUUCAUCAUAACACAGACUCGUCUCAAGUACAACACUGCGCAUCCGCGAUCUAGCCCAUCAAUCAAUCGCAGAUCGAUAAUCGACCCGCGCCACCAGCGAGACGCCUGCCGCUCCAUCUUACUUCGUCGCAGCGCGACGAGGCGGGCGGGAAUGUUCAAGACUCUGCGUGAAUCUCUCAACAUUAGGAGACUCACGCAAAACGAUGCUCGGAAGACGACGGGAAUUCGACAGCACACAUCGUGAGCCUGGCGAAUAUUUAUUGUUUAUCCGCUUAAUCCCGUUGUUUUCUCCACGCUAAGAACACGCUGUGUGCACUACACGAUCACCCGUUGCCGAGCUGCGCAUAGUGCGUUGACUCUUGUAGCGCCGCUUUCGGGAUGCGCUCGAGAGCCAAUCGCGGGUGAAGGCGCGAAAGCGCGCAUGGCAAAGGCGCUCUCGAGCGAAAAGGAGCUCCUCCUUUUGCCCCUUCGGUCGUCGCGAUGUUUUUGGAGAGUUCAUCACUCUUUUGAGAGAACUCCGCCGAUCUAGUAAAAGUCAACGGCAGUAUCUUUUCCGGAGUCAAGUCCGAAAAGCGUCUCGCGAACCUUACCCGCUCCGCGCGCGAGUGAUAACCUUCGUGAUUAACGUGCCUACAAUUAAGAACUCUGCAUUAAAUGUAAAUAAAAUCAGUUUUUGUGUGACUUUAAAAUACAUUGAAUGAAACUAAUUAUAAUUGAUAUCUAUUGAUAUCUCAUCCGCUCAACCGCUUUCCUCCUCCUUGGCGCUGUCGCAAACACU
Molecule: messenger RNA, 1889 nt
Organism: Monomorium pharaonis (pharaoh ant)
Lineage: Eukaryota; Metazoa; Arthropoda; Insecta; Hymenoptera; Formicidae
Exons: 1
Coding region: 19-990 (323 amino acids)
Biological process (GO): DNA integration
Molecular function (GO): nucleic acid binding
Source: RefSeq, a predicted model, not a curated record